GUUGUUCUUCAUCCCUUGCUCGAAGAGAAUGGAUCUUUAGCGGAACUGCUUCCCGCCCUCGACGGCUACCAUUGUGGGUAUAACAACUACCUCGGGUCCGUGAUUGAUGCGGCGUAUGAAGUCGCGCGAGUGGACCUGGACGAGGACCUCGAGAACCAAGAAAAGGACGAAAAGGAAAAAACCGAUAAGUCAGAAGUAGUUCCAUCUUCUACCUCGCAAGGAGCCGCAGAUCAUAUCGAGCAGGCUGCGAAAGAGGUGCAAAAACGGGUAAAGGCUAUUCACCGGCGGAAAGCGGAAGACUUUCUUUCGAAGUUGAAAGAGAUGUUGAAAGUUUACGACUCGUCGACGUCGAAGAAUUCGCCAGAGCGGUUUUCGGAUCUGGAAGUUGCAGAGGUGGUAGAGCGGAAGCUGCUGCUCAGGAGGGAAAGGGGCGGAGAGGAUCAUGGCGGUAGAAAUCUAAAGCGAAGUAGGGAACGCGAAGUUCUGGAAGAUCACCCCGGGAGCGCAGAUGAUCACGAAGACCAACUUCUGAUCCAGCGAGUGACCCGGAGGCGGCUGGCACACGCGGCGCGAGUAAGACGAGCGGAACAACGGAAGCAGGACGAAGUAGAGCAAGCAGAGAAUAAUAAAUCUCCGGAUACAACUUCUAUUUUCGCCGGCCGCAGCUCCGUUGUCUACUUUUCCGACGCGCGGGAAUAUUGCGGAAUGAAGGAUUUGUUCCUCUACAUCGCGUACCUGAAACGGUUUCCGGAGCUGCGACGAGCGGGCAGAAGGAAUGUAAACUUUGGAGAUGAUGAACUGCUCUCCGGUACUAGUCCUUUUUCUUCAAAAACUGCUGUCCCGGAGGAACUUUCUCUGCUUCUCGAGAAGACCCUGCAGUGUCUCGUUGCCAGAGACGAGGCGGUGCUCCAGCCGGCUGCGCGUGGCGGCAGCGAGGAGGAGUUCCGGUUUUUCUCUCUUCUGCCGGAUGACGACGUCGUGGGAGAGUUUGUCAUGCAGAGUCAGCAUGCUGAUGCAGAUGAUCCUGACCACGGUGAUGCAGAACAAGCACGAUCAAAAGCUGCUGCAGCUACAUCGGAGGAAACGAGGGCGAGAAGCAGGCAGCGAACAACUCCGAAAAUCAUGACUCAGCAAGCCCACAUCAGCACCUCCUCCUACACCCCCACCGAGUUUCUCUUCACGCUGUUCGUCUACACGUUGCACGAGAUCCAGCUUCUGCUCUUCUCCCACUCCACGUGCCCCGAGAACUCCUCUGCGGUGAAAGUGCGGGGCAUCGUGGAACGGCCGGCCGAGCAGUACCUCCAGUGCGCCAGCGACCAACGACUGGAUAUCAAAUGUAAAAAUGUCUAGGUCUGGAAGAUUCUGAGACUUGUCAUGCACGUUUUGCAUGGGCCAUGAUGUCUGUGAUGCAUGCCCUAACAUCGCAGACAUUUUGAGGGCUUCGCGAUACCUAUUCCGCAUGACAAAUGCCCUCUUCGCGUAGCCAAAAUUGCAUUCCCUUUGCUGGUCAUGCAAUACAGAUUUUUUUGGAAUCCAAAUGCAGCAGCACAAGUUCGGACUCUUCCAGACCCAGACAUUUUUACAAUUGAUACUAGACUUCGAACUGCAAAACGGCGGGUUCCGCGCGAAGGGGUAUUUGUUAUCAAAUGUAAAAGUGUCUGGGUCUGGAAGAUUGGAACUUGUGAUGCUGCAUUUGGAUUGCAAAAAAAUCUGUAUUGCAUGAGCAGUAAAGGGAGUGCGAUUUUUGCUACGCGGAGAUGGCAUUUGUCAUGCGGAAUAGGCAUCAAGAAGCCCUCAGAAAAUCUGUGAUUCUAGGGCACGCAUGACAUACAUCAAGACUCAUGCAAAACCUGCAUGACAAGUCUAGAAAUCUUCCAGACCCAGACAUUUUUGCAAUGCAUAUUUGUCAGGAAGCAGCAAUUUUAAAAAGUUGCUGACCGAGUUUAAGAAUCAUACAACUGGAAGAACUACGAAGACGAGUGAGCCAUCAUCCUCCUGCAACACCAUUAUCGACGUCGGGGCGAAUGUCGGCGGGUACAGUUUGUAUCUUGCAAACGCACUGGGUUACAACGUGCUAGCCGUCGAGCCGCAUCCGGAGAACGUCGGGAACUUGCUGGGGUCGAUAGGAGACUUCUCUUACAAAGAUCGCAGAACAAAUGGUCAUCAAUUUCAAUACACAAAUACUAGUGAUGAAGGAGGAGAAGGAGCACGUCGACCCGGUCAUCACGCGGCAGCUCAUGGUCGCAUCACAGUUGUCCCUGCGGCGAUUGGCGAUGUAGAAGAAGAAUCAACGUCAGCAAGAACUUUUUCUGAGGACGGCACCGACAUGGUUUCCUCCGAGAGAAGAAACAUUGCCUACCUGUACGAGCGUCCCGAGGAAACCGGGCAGAGCGCAAUCUACAGCGACGAGCAGGCCAAGAACAGUCGAGAAGUGGACUACUUGCAGUCCGUGUUGUCCGAUAACAAGGUGGCGCCGACGGAGGUCAGGAGGAAAAUACCCGUUGCGGUGAGAUCCUUGGACGAGAUCUUCGAGGAAUACGUUGGCCGUUCAAAUUCGAAAAAGAAUGCCAACGAUAAGACACCAGACGCAGAUGCAGACUCUCGACGUCCCUCUGUCUGCCUGAUCAAAAUCGACACAGAGGGGCACGCGUUGAAGGUGUUGAAGUCUGCGGAGAAGAUAUUAAAAACCCAUCGCCCACUGGUUGUUGUCGAGUUGGAUUCUGCGAUUGCGCGGACGGUGUAUCCACCAAUUUUGGAAGCCGCGGGCCAAGAAGAUCAAGAACCUACACCAGCAGAAACACACACCAAUGUUGUUGGUCCUGCUGAGCACGACGGCCACCUUCAUGUUGCUCUGAAGAAAGAGGACCAGAACAUUUUAAAAAAGCCAGAUCACCUGGAUGUUCAUCGGAGAUCUGCCUCCGUCGGGGGCGCCAUCGUCGACUUGCUACAAUACAAGCACGGCUACGAUGUCGCGAAGUUCUCCUUAUCAAGUGUAAAAAUGUCUGGGUCUGGAAGAUUGCCAGGUUUGUCAUGUAUAUUUUGCAUAACCCAUGAUGUCUGUAAUGCCCGGCCGACCAUCACAGAUUUUUAAUGGGCCUUCUGAUGCGUAUUCCCCAUGAGAAACGCGCGCUCCGCGUUGUAGCACAAGCUGAACUCCUCAUGCUGGUCAUGCAAUACAGAUUUUUUUUACCUUCCAAAGACAGCAUGACAAGUUGCAAUCUUCCAGACCCAGACAUUUUUACAUUUGAUACUCCUCUCUGGAAGACUACUCGGACGAAAAAAGCGUCGAGUCCCAGGAGUUCGUCACCUGGCAGGCCGAUCUGCUGAAAGCGCUGGGGUUGGGCGUCUGGACCGCGAUUCACUACCAGCACGUUCAGUGGGAUACGAGGUUCUCGAAACAACUGGCCGUCGAGGAGGCCCAAAGCCAAACUGCGCAAAAUAUUGAAUCCUCAGAAAAUGAGUUCUGGACCGCUUUGGACUCGCAUUUCCCUGCAAGAACCGGCUUGUUUCAUGACGCGGUAGAGGAAGAAGGUCUAGGUGCAACUCCAUCGUCCCGCAAACACAGUAUUAAAGUACAGAACGACCGGGAUUACAUCCUGUGCGCGAAAAAGUGCUUUCAAAACCUCGCUGCCGGAUGCCGUUGUUUUGACGUGGCGAUGGUCGACGUUUCAUCCGAUGAGAACGAUGCGGGUCAUGCUGGUAGAAAUACCCCCAAUGGUAGUCCGAGUCGUCCCUCACGAGGACCAACGUCUGGAACAAAAAGAGAUUCCAUCUGUCGGCUGUUCACGUCCUGUGCGGGCUGGGUGUGGAAGAAUUUCGAAACGGGAGCGGACGAGGAGAACCAAAGUGUGCUGGAGGAACAGCAACAGAAAGAACCAGCAGUUUCAAACACUGAAAGUGAACGGGAAGAUGGGCACAAAUCGUCUUCUUUAUCUUUCCUUCCCCGCAUCCCGACGAUGGGCAGUUUGCAUCCGUGGUUGAACAAAAACGAUGAGGAAGAGAUGGAGAAGUAUCACAAGAUAAAGUUCGAUUUCCGUGCAAUGGAAUUGGACAACGACUUGGUGGCGUGGCCUUAGAACCUUCGUGACUUUCUUGAUAUUCACGUUGGUGUUGGUGGUGGCUGGUCCUGGUGGUGUCAUCUGCUGUGCUUUUUCUGCAGGAGCUGCAAUCUUCGCGUUUGGUUUUGCAUUGAAAUCCGAAACUGCUGUCUGGAUGCAGUUGCUCCUGUUCUCCCACGUGGUGUGACAUGCCGGUGAUUGCGAUACUGGAAAACGGAAGCCCUUGUUUCUACGCUCUGUCAGUUGUAAGAAUAAGAAAUUUUAGUGGUUUCUCUGGAUGCGUGCCUCAAUAGCACGCGGUUUCCUGCCAUGGAGGCAGUAAGAGUAAAGCUUCGUCAGGCGGCAGAGCCGGCGCAGGUGUACCAGCAUCCUCGCAACAGUCGAAGCACCACCAGCCGGAGAAAUUUCUUGCCCCUUUAGUCCUGCGGGAUUGCAGUGUGAAGGAGUACGAGAACAAAAUUGAGGCUGAAUCAAAUUCAAAAAGUACUUACUACUUACCCCGCGACGAGAAUUGAAAUAUCGACCUGAAUUCACUUACGUACUGCAACGGCAUUUUUGCAGCUUUUCACAAAUACUUCUGACGAGCAAAGGCAAGGGUAGAAUUGAAACUUGCUCGAAGUACCACAAGAGAAGAUCUGCACGCAAGAAGAAGAACGGCACCAGCAGCUACACUAAACAACUGCUGUUGUGACCACGUGGACAGGAGUCGCACGACCUCUGUUGUGAAGACACCAGCCAGGAUAAAGUUCGAUUUCCGUGCGAUGGAAUUGGACAACGACUUGGUGGCGUGGCCUUAGCUUUUUGAUUUGCUAAAACUCCACGUUGUUAGCGAGCAGGGUGGAGGUCGUGUCUACUGUGCUUGGUCGUAUGCAGGGACCGCAAUCUAAUUCGCGUAUGGUUUUGCAUUGAAAUCCGAAACUGCUCUCUGGGUGCAAUAAUUGCUCCUGCUCUACUACGUGGUGUGACGUGCCGGUGAUUCCGAUACUGGAAAACGGAAGCCUUUGUUUUUACGCUUUGUCAGUAAGAAAUCUUAGUGGUUUCUCGGGAUGCGUG
Molecule: messenger RNA, 5111 nt
Organism: Amoebophrya sp. A120
Lineage: Eukaryota; Dinophyceae; Syndiniales; Amoebophryaceae
Source: the annotation of a GenBank genome assembly